Messenger RNA from Miniopterus natalensis, 1676 nucleotides. It is a transcript of the gene NT5C3A, whose product is annotated as 5'-nucleotidase, cytosolic IIIA. Gene Ontology annotation, cellular component: cytoplasm. Gene Ontology annotation, molecular function: 5'-nucleotidase activity; magnesium ion binding. The record is from RefSeq and is a predicted model, not a curated record. NCBI's taxonomy places the organism in Eukaryota, Metazoa, Chordata, Mammalia, Chiroptera, Miniopteridae.
UCAUUAGGGCUAGUAAUAAAGAUAAUUUUUAUUUUGUGCCACUGAGCUUUAUCCAGGACAUCAUGGACUAGGAUUAUAUUGGUAUGUUUCAUGAAUUGAUAAAAGCUAGAUUACUCUCUCUAAGGCUUAAAACAAAUUGUAUAUUGUAAAUUAAUAUUCAAACAUAUAUAUUACCAUAAAAGGGAGAGCAUUAUGACUAAGUCAAAUGUAAAUAAUUGAAUUUACCUUAUUUUUUAUAGUUUGUUUUUUAAUAAGGAAAAUUAGCUAAUGCAGCAGACCAUUUCUUAAAGCGGUUUACUUGGUUUUCAUUGGCAGCCUAUAUCCAAGCAUCUCUGGAUAUUGCUUACCACCUUGCGGGUGUUCUAGGACAGACUCAAGGACAGAAGAACGCAGAGUGCCGUAAGGAAGAUUGGAUAAUCAAGAUAUGACUAAUCAAGAUUCUGCUGUAGAUGUGAAAAUGAUGCCAGAAUUUCAGAAGAGUUCAGUUCGCAUCAAGAACCCUACAAGAGUAGAAGAAAUUAUCUGCGGUCUUAUCAAAGGAGGAGCUAUCAAACUUCAGAUAAUAACAGACUUUGAUAUGACACUGAGUAGAUUUUCCUACAAAGGGAAAAGAUGUCCCACAUGUCACAAUAUCAUUGACAACUGUAAGCUGGUUUCAGAUGAAUGUCGAAAAAAGUUACUGGAACUAAAGGAAAAAUAUUAUGCUAUUGAAACUGAUCCUUUUCUUACGGUAGAAGAGAAGAAACCUUAUAUGAUAGAAUGGUACACUAAAUCACAUCGUUUGCUUGUCGAACAGGCUUUACCAAAAGCUAAACUUAAAGAAAUUGUGGCAGAAUCUGACGUUAUGCUCAAGGAAGGAUAUGAGAACUUCUUUGACAAACUCCAGCAGCACAGCAUCCCCAUGUUCAUAUUUUCGGCUGGGAUUGGAGAUAUUCUAGAGGAGGUCAUCCGUCAAGCUGGCGUUUAUUAUCCAAAUGUCAAAGUCGUGUCCAACUUCAUGGAGUUUGACGACAAUGGGGUGCUCAAAGGAUUUAAAGGAGACCUAAUUCAUGUAUUUAACAAACAUGACGGUGCCUUGAAGAACACAGAGUAUUUCGAUCAACUAAAAGACAACAGCAACAUAAUUCUGCUGGGAGACUCCCAGGGAGACUUACGAAUGGCAGAUGGAGUAGCCAAUGUUGAACACAUUCUGAAAAUUGGAUAUCUAAAUGAUAGAGUGGAUGAGCUUUUAGACAAGUACAUGGACUCUUAUGAUAUUGUUCUAGUAAAGGAGGAAUCCUUGGAGGUGGCCAACUCCAUCUUACAGAAGAUUCUGUAUAAAUGAGCAUUCUUCCAGAAGACGAGACAUCUCCCGUGGGUGCAGCUGAUGCAAGAACUGCUCAUGUGUUCAUCUCACGGAGACUUUUAUUUAUAACAUAUCCUUGCUCAGACAUGUUGAAUCCAUCGACCAGAAGGUCCAUCUUCUCCACCUCUCUCAACACACUCCUCUCCAUAUUUUUUAAUAAAAAAAAAAAUCUUAAAGUCAAAAUUUGAAAACUAACUGCCUACAUUUCCAGAGUGAAUUCUGUAGUUUAAUAUUAUGGAGUUUUUGAGGAGUCUUUUUACAUGUGUGUGAUGUUCAGUAUUGACAUUUUUGUAAUUUGAGUGAAUUAUGCCGAUGGUAUCACCAUCUCCCG